AGAAGAAGAACUUAAAUUCAAACCUCACUAAUUGUUAAGAUUUUAUUGUCAGAAGUCAGAAGUGAAGUCGAAGUGUAUAAUUUAUAAAAUAUAAAAAUGACUAUUUCCGAAGGGGCAGAACAAGAUAGUGAAUAUACUGACGAAUUAACAUCCAAAGAAGGCGAAUUAGAAGAAUUAAAAAUAUAUAUAAAAGAAGCUGAAGAACGACUAAAAUGUAAACAAGAAUUAAGAAGCAUCAAUCAAGAUGCAGCUCAGAAUCGUCCAGGAGAUUCCCAUUUUAGUAAACUUGAUUCUAGUUUAAAGAAGAACACUGCGUUUGUUAAAAAGAUUAAGAAUUUUUCAGCGACACAAGUAGAUACAUAUUUAAAGGAUAUGACUGGUUUAAAUUUAUCAAAAUAUAUUUCUGAAAUAGCCAGUGCGAUAGUUGAAUCUAAAUUAAAAAUGACUGAUGUUCCUAGUGCUCUUAAAUUAUGUAGCAUAUUACAUCAAACAUAUUCAGAGUUUUCACAGCAUUUGUUUGAGAACUGGCAAAAAAAUUUAGGGAUAAAGAUGGGUGAGAAAAUACAAAAUCCAAGCAAGUUGAGAGUUGAUUUACGUUUUUAUGCUGAACUGCUUCAAUCGGGGGUGUUUAGCAAUAAGAAUGCUUUUACACUUUUGGGUUCUGUACUUACAACCUUAAUAAAUAUGGACAAGGAAGAACAUAUUAAUGUAUCCAUCAUAUUAAGCUUUUGUAAACAUUGUGGAGAUGACUAUGCAGGGUUGUUACCAAGAAAAAUGAGGGAAUUAUCUGCAAAAUAUAACAUAACAGUUCCUAAAAGUAACUUCUUAGCAUCAGAAAAACAACAAAAUGUAAGAGGUUUAUUGAAAGAUUAUUUUUUGUCAUUGAGCAAACAUCUUGUGAAAGAUCACCAAGAAUUACAAAAUUUUGGAAAGCAAAAUUUGAAGAUAUUACAAACAAAAGGUGAACUAAGUCAAGAGAGAAAGGAAAAAUAUGAAUCCCUUCAAUCGUCAUAUGAUAAACUGCUAGCCAAUACACAAAGCUUUGCUGAAAUCUUAGAUGAAGAUAUGCCAAUUUUAAAAGUUGAGACUAUGCCUAAAACUGAAGAGAAUAUGAUAGUUACUGGUUCUGGAGCUGAUUUUGAUGAAAAUUCAGUUAAUAUAGAAAACAUUUGGUUGGAUGCUGAAACAAGAAAAUUUUAUUGUGAACUUCCUGAAUUGACAGCAUAUCUUCCUACUUCAUAUCUCAAAAAUCAACAACCUGCACCUACAGAAACUGCGACAGAAGAAAUUUUAGAUUCUGAACUUCCACCUGAAGAUACAGAAGAAGACAGUAAAUCAGAAGAAGUUCCUGUCCAAGAAGAAGAGGUAGAGGAUAGUAGUUCAUCUAACGCAAGCAAUAAAAUGCUUCUGGAAACAUAUUUAAAUAAUUUGCCAAAUUGUGUAAACAGAGAAAUGAUUGAUAACGCAGCUAUAGAUUUUCUCUUGACUCUAAACAACAAACAUAACAGAAAAAAAUUAGUCCGAGCAAUAUUUGGUGUCAAUAGAACAAGACUGGAUUUAUUGCCAUUUUAUGCCCGUUUUGUAUCAAUACUUUAUCCAGCUGUUCCUGAGGUUGGAAAUGAAUUAUGCCAAAUGUUAUGUCAAGAUUUUAAAUACCACGUGAAGAAAAAGGAUCAAAUAAAUAUUGAAUCAAAGAUUAAAGUGGUCAGGUUUAUUGGCGAAUUAGUUAAAUUUAAGUUAUAUUCAAAACAAGAAGCCCUGUAUUGUUUAAAAGUAUUACUAAAUGACUUUUCACAUCAUCAUAUUGAAAUGGCAUGUAAUUUACUAGAAGUUUGUGGGAGAUAUUUGUAUUGCAGUGCAGAGUCGCACGAACGAACAAAGGUAUAUUUAGAACAAAUGAUGCGUAUGAAGACUGUUAAGACCCUGGACUCGAGAUAUGUUACUCAGAUAGAAAACGCUUACUACUAUGUAAAUCCCCCAGAAAUUGUCAGUGUAGUAAAAAAAGAAAGACCCAUAAUUAAUCAAUUUAUAAGGAAGCUUCUAUAUCAAGACUUACAGAAAAAUAACACUGACAAAAUUAUGAGAUUGAUGCGAAAAAUUAAUUGGACAAAUGAAGAGAUAUCAAAUUACGCUAUUAAAUGUCUAACAGGGGCUCACAAUAUGAAAUAUUUUAAUAUAAGGUGUUUGGCAAAUUUGUUAGCAGGUUUAGUGGGAUAUCAAGAAGAAAUUGGGACGAAAGUUGUAGAUGGAGUUUUAGAAGAUAUUCGAUUAGGUAUGGAAGUAAAUCUUCCAAAAUUCAAUCAGAGAAGAGUUGCACAGAUAAAAUAUUUAGGAGAACUUUACAAUUAUAGAAUGGUAGAAAGUUCAGAUGUGUUUAAGGUGCUGUACUCGUUGAUUUCUUUUGGAGUGUCAAUGGAUCCAUCUGAACCAUCACCAUUAGAUCCUCCAAAUCAUUUAUUUAGAAUAAGAUUGGCGUGCGUAUUAUUAGAAACUUGUGGUACAUAUUUUAGCAGUGGCAGUAGCAAAAGAAAACUGGACUAUUAUUUAGUAUUUCUACAAAUGUACUACUGGUAUAAGAAACAAUUAUGGAAAGAAAGUUUCCCUCCUACUUUGGAACACAUAUUUAAAGAAACUUUAUCUAAUCUAAGGCCAAAAUUGAAACUCUGCAAAAGCUACGAAGAAACACAAACAGAAGUUAAUAAUAUCCGGUCCACUUUAGGCAUUGAGAAGUUAAUUACUGAUCAUAUGCCGAAGGAGUCUGAUGAUGGUCUAGAUACCAUAACAGAAACAGAUAAUGAAGAUAUUGGAGAAGAUGAAAUGUCUGAAGGAGCUACUGGACCUAUAACUGACGAUACAGGCACUGAAGAUGAAACUGUAGAUCACACUCAGGGUUCUGAUGAAGAAGGAGAUAUCGAAACUAGUGAAGCUGAAGCUGAUCAAGUGUCAGAGUCCUUAGCUAUCCCAAAAGGGCCCAAGAAAAUAGAUUGUCCGGAAGACGAGGAAUUUCUUAGUGCUUUAGAUAAAAUGGUUUCUGAAAAUAUACAGGAAAGAAUGCGAGAUCCGGUUAAAGCCGGCAACAUGGACAUUUCCGUGCCAGUUGUAAUGAAGAGCAAUGCUAAAAAAAGCUACGAACAGUUACAAGAACCCGACGAGAAUGGCAAACAAAAAAUUGGGUUUGUCCUCAUGAUGCGCAAAGGCAAUAAACAACAAUACAAACAGUUCGAAGCUGACGUUGAUUCAGAACUAGUUCAGAAUUUGAAAGAUCAGGAAUUGGCUCAAAAGGAAGAGAAAGAAAGAGUUAAAAGGCUUACGCUGAACAUAACAGAGAGAUUUGAGGAGGAGGAUUAUCAGGAGUCCAUUUCUCAACAGAACAGACCUGUCACUCAAAAUUUGAAUCGCGAGAGGAAAAAGUACCAGCACCCGAAAGGGGCGCCGGACGCCGACUUGAUUUUCGGUCCCAAAAAAGUCCGUUAAUUAUGACAAAGGUGAUUGAUCUGGUCGAAGUUAAUUAAGAGGCAAUUGAUUUAUUCAAAUAUUGGUUCGCUUAUGAGUUUGGAAAUUUUAUUACCUGACAGUUAUAGGCUGUUAUCUUAGAAAGUGAACUACACGAAAAUCCGUAUCUGAAUUGUUGGAAUCUGAAUGUUAAUUCAGAAAAAAAUGAGAUAUAUAAACGAUUGUUAUGCAGUA
Molecule: messenger RNA, 3687 nt
Organism: Sitophilus oryzae (rice weevil)
Lineage: Eukaryota; Metazoa; Arthropoda; Insecta; Coleoptera; Curculionidae
Gene: Upf2
Product: regulator of nonsense transcripts 2
Exons: 10
Coding region: 97-3474 (1125 amino acids)
Biological process (GO): nuclear-transcribed mRNA catabolic process, nonsense-mediated decay
Cellular component (GO): exon-exon junction complex; cytoplasm
Molecular function (GO): RNA binding; protein binding
Source: RefSeq, a predicted model, not a curated record